Abrus precatorius (Indian licorice) is the source of this 1619-nucleotide messenger RNA. Its product is annotated as capsanthin/capsorubin synthase, chromoplastic-like. The record is from RefSeq and is a predicted model, not a curated record. NCBI's taxonomy places the organism in Eukaryota, Viridiplantae, Streptophyta, Magnoliopsida, Fabales, Fabaceae. Gene Ontology annotation, biological process: carotenoid biosynthetic process. The transcript has a single exon. Gene Ontology annotation, molecular function: oxidoreductase activity, acting on paired donors, with incorporation or reduction of molecular oxygen. Bases 1 to 1506 code for a protein of 501 amino acids.
AUGGGCACUCAUUGCAUGUUAUUUUCCCCACCGCCUCCGACCAAAACUCACCAUCCCCUCAACUCACCCACUCCGUCGUUCCCUCUUCCCCCAACCCAUUACACAACAUCACCUUCAACUUCAAGAAAGUUCAGAGGCAGGAUCCACAGCGCCAGCAAGUUUGGAAAUUUCCUUGACUUGAAGCCUGAGCACCAACCCGAAGCCUUGGAUUUGGACCUUCCAUGGUGCCACCCUUCUGAUCGCGCUCGUUUUGACGUGAUCAUCAUUGGUGCUGGCCCUGCAGGCGUAAGGCUGGCAGAACAAGUGUCCCUUUAUGGUGUUAAGGUUUGUUGUGUUGACCCUGAACCUCUCUCUAUGUGGCCUAACAACUAUGGUGUGUGGGUAGAUGAGUUUGAGAAUAUUGGUCUUGAGGAUUGUUUGGAUAAAACAUGGCCUAUGGCUUGCGUUUAUAUUAAUAAUAGCAAGACCAAGUAUUUGGGUCGUUGUUAUGGCAGAGUUAGCAGGAAGAAGCUGAAACAGAAAUUGAUUGAAGGGUGUAUUGUCAAUGGGGUUAGAUUUUACAAGGCAAAGGUAUGGCAAAUUGAGCACCAGGAGUUUGAGUCUACAGUUUUGUGUGAUGAUGGGACAGAGCUGAAGGGGAGUUUAGUUGUUGAUGCUAGUGGAUUUGGUAGUAAUUUUAUAGAGUAUGACAAGAUGAGAAAUCAUGGUUGUCAGAUUGCUCAUGGUGUUUUGGCUGAAGUGGAUGAUCACCCUUUUGAUUUGGAUAAGAUGGUUUUGAUGGAUUGGAGGGAUUCCCAUUUGGGGAAUGAGCCUUACAUGAGAGUUAGCAACUCCAAGUUUCCUACUUUCUUGUAUGCAAUGCCAUUUAAUUCCAAUUUGAUAUUUCUUGAAGAAACUUCCCUUGUUAGCCGUCCAGUGUUGUCCUACAUGGAAGUGAAAAGGAGGAUGGUUGCAAGGUUAAGGCAUUUGGGAAUUAGAGUGAAAAGGAUAUUGGAGGAUGAGAAGUGCUUGAUCCCAAUGGGAGGACCUCUCCCAAGGAUACCCCAAGAUGUUAUGGCUAUUGGUGGGACUUCCGGGGUAGUCCAUCCUUCCACUGGGUACAUGGUGGCUAGAACAAUGGCUAUAGUUCCUGUUGUUGCUGUUGCCAUAGCUGAAUGCCUUGGGUCCACUAGAAUGAUCAGGGGCAAACAGCUUCAUGCCAAAGUUUGGGAUAGCAUGUGGCCAAUUGAGAGCAGACUCGCUAGGGAAUUUUACUCUUUUGGAAUGGAGACUCUGUUGAAGCUUGAUUUGAAUGGAAGCAGGCGUUUCUUUGAUGCAUUUUUUAACUUGAAACCUUAUUACUGGCAAGGGUUCCUCUCUUCAAGUUUGACUCUAAAGGAGCUUCUUUGGUUAAGCAUAUCACUCUUUGGUCAUGCCUCAAAUCCAUCCAGGUUUGAUAUUGUCACAAAAUGUCCCGUACCAUUGGCUAAAAUGAUGGGCAAUAUUGCUUUGGAAUACAUCGGAUGAUGGAAGGUUUGUGUUUAUGUGAAAUGGACAUCCACUCCUUAUUCAUUUUCCUUGUUUGUCUUCUUGGCUGGAGUUUAUGUUUUGAUCGCAAGUUUUCCCUUUCUAUAUAAUAC